CCGGGAUGACCCCUGCAGGACGUAAACAGCCCUGCGCACGAGAGCGGAGCCGAGCCGACCCUUGCAUGUGGAACACCCGCCAGCUGAUCCAGUGAGAAUGUUCCGGCACCUGAGGUUCCUACAGACCUGUAGACAUGGGACCUGGCAGCCAGUCACUAGGAGGUUUUCAGACCUCAUCAAAGUCCUCCCUGAGGUGAGAAAUGCGCUGGCAAACGGGGAGCCUGUAGUAGCCUUGGAAAGCACAGUCAUCACACAUGGCAUGCCCCAUCCACACAACAUCAGAACGGCCCAGAGAGUGGUACAGAUUGUGCGAGAACACAGAGCGACACCAGCGACUAUCGCUAUCAUCAACGGCAAACUUAGAAUAGGUCUAACAGAAGAUGAACUCGAGUGGCUGGCUUCAACAGAAAAUCCUGUCUUGAAGACAUCAAGAAGAGACUUGUCCAUGGUUGUCAGCAAGGGUUGGAGUGGGGGCACCACCGUGGCGGCCACCAUGAUAGCAGCUUACAAGGCCGGCAUCUCCGUGUUUGUGACUGGGGGCAUCGGAGGAGUGCACAGGGGAGGGCACUCAUCGCUGGAUGUGAGUGCGGAUCUGACAGAGCUGGGCCGGACGCCGAUCGCCGUGGUGUCAGCUGGGGUCAAGUCUAUCCUGGACAUCGGUCGCACGCUCGAGUACUUGGAGACCCAGGGCGUCUCCGUGCUGACCUACGGCCACACCACGGACUUCCCAGCAUUCUUCACUCAGAAGAGCGGCUUCCACUCGCCCUACAACAUCACCACGCCUGAGGAGGCCGCGGAGGUCAUAGACAACCAUUUCUCCUUGGGCCUGGACAGUGGACUGCUCAUUGCUGUGCCGAUUCCAGAGCAGCAUUCAGCACAGAAGGUGGAGGAUGCCAUCCAGAGGGCCGUGGAACAAGCAAGGGAAGAGGGUGUGAGAGGGGAUAAGGUGACUCCAUACAUCCUGGGGAAGGUGGACAAGCUGACUCAGGGAAAAUCUCUCGCAGCUAACAUUGCUCUCAUGGAGAAUAACGCUGCUGUUGGCAGCCAGCUGGCCUGGGCCCUCUCACACAGGAGGAGGAAACACUACCACAACCUGCCCACCUCCAACCUGCAGGCAAAAACUCCACAGGCUGACGUCCUCAUCAAGAGCAACAAACCUGUUGUUGUUGGAGCCAGUGUGGUCGACUUUGUGGCAAAGACCAAGGACCCAGAAGUCAAGCUUGGAGGCAUGACAAACCCAGGGACACUGACACAGUCGUUCGGUGGAGUUGGUAGGAACGUUGCAGACUGCAUGAGCCAGCUGGGUGCCAUGCCUAAUACUGGCUCAAAACUAUCUGUAUUACCACAGCUAAAAGCACAGGGGAGAGGAAAAUAUGCUGAUUUUCAGUGUGUCCUUGUUUCAGACUGCAUGAGCCAGCUGGGCGCCAUGCCUCUGCUGGUGUCUGCAGUAGGGAAUGACCCUCAUGCUGCCUCCUUCUACAUCUACUCAACUCACAUGGAUGUGUCAGGAGUGUCGCAGCUGGAGGACCAGAGGACGGCGACGUACUGCGCGGUUCUGAACGGAGACGGGGAGCUGGUGCUGGGGGUGGGGGACAUGGACAUCAACAACCGGAUAUCACCGGACUUGGUGUCCAAAUUUGCCUCGGCUAUAGAGCUGGCCCCGUUUGUGUGUGUGGACGGCAACAUUCCAGAAGAAACCGUUCGCUACAUCCUCAAACUGUGCCACUAUCUGCAGGUGCCAGCCUGGUAUGAGCCCACCUGUGUGGUGAAGUCCUCCAAACCUUUUGAGUCGGACGCCUGGAAGAACAUAACUUACCUGUCGCCGAACUUAACCGAGCUGAGAAUGAUCUACCGUAUGGUGACCGGGCACGAGGAACCAGUAGUCCCCGAGGAGGACCCUACGUUGUCCCAGAGACUGCAGGAGGCUGUGUUCCUAGUCCGACCGCUGCUGGAGUACCUGCACUGCGUGGUCGUGACUCUGAGCAGGGACGGCGUUCUCGUGUGCCGAAACACAGAGCAGCAGUCCAGCUUUCCUGUGGGGAAGGGAAACAACACCGUCAAGAAAACCAUGCUGACAGCCGUGCACUAUCCAGUCUUCCCUAAAACUGAGCAGCAAGUCGUCAACGUCUCAGGAGCAGGAGAUUGCUUCUCUGCAGGUAUGAUGCACGGAAUGCUGCAGGGUCUUCCCCCGGACGUCUGCGUAAAGCAGGGACUUCUGGCCGCCUACAACUCCACCCAGACGCACAGCGCCGUGCCUGCCAGCCUCGACUGUGCAGACUUCUCAGAAGAGAACAUCAAGAAGCUGCACUGGCCGACCUACUCCAUACCUAUCUAGUUCAUACAUAUAGCUGAUAGUGGUACAAACUUUGCAUCAGUGCAGGUAUAGACCUCUAGUAGUUUACAAUGAGAUAAUCUUCUUGAGGGGAUUCUGCUCCAGACAGGCACGCAGAACCCACAGCAGGAUUUCAUGUUCAGGUCUCUAGAUCUACAGAUCUCCACUUUGCUGCUUAGUCCUACUUGGGUGCCUUCUUGAUUCCAAUUACAAGCUCAGUAACAAAUUCUGUGAACAAGCUGCAAUUGUACAGAUAGAGCUGUUGUGUAGUUCAGACUGCCAGCUAUCAACCAGUCCGUAAAUCUCUUCUCUUGCAGACCAAUGGAUGAUGUUCUUAGAUAUGACAAGCUUUUACCACACUAUAUGCCACAUGUACAUGUAACAUAACCUGCGUAUGUUGAUCCAUUAACAUUUGAUAGGCUAGUGUUGUAAUAUCUGUACCGUAUGUUUACCUCAUAUUUUAUUGUUUUUGUUCUCAGUUUUGUAUCUUGCCAAUUAUUCAGAUGUAAAAAAUUCAUUGUUGUGAGAGUUUUCUAAUGCAAAAGAUAAAUUGUUAAUAAGUCAUUGUGUAAAUGAUUUCAGCAUUAUUGUGUAGAAUAAUUAUCUCUAAGUAUCAUCUUGUAAUGUAAUGUUAUUGUUACAGGUACUGUCAAUUGUUUGUCAAUAAUGCUUUGAUUUGAUUUGAUGUGAUUUGGAUUGCCACAAUACAAUACAAAUUUCUCUGAUACUGCA
Branchiostoma belcheri (Belcher's lancelet) is the source of this 3064-nucleotide messenger RNA. Its product is annotated as pseudouridine-metabolizing bifunctional protein C1861.05-like. The coding region runs from base 98 to 2335 and encodes 745 amino acids. NCBI's taxonomy places the organism in Eukaryota, Metazoa, Chordata, Leptocardii, Amphioxiformes, Branchiostomatidae. The transcript has 21 exons. Gene Ontology annotation, molecular function: kinase activity; pseudouridylate synthase activity. The record is from RefSeq and is a predicted model, not a curated record.